Gordionus sp. m RMFG-2023 is the source of this 1747-nucleotide messenger RNA. RefSeq names its product elongin-A-like. The record is from RefSeq and is a predicted model, not a curated record. Lineage: Eukaryota; Metazoa; Nematomorpha; Gordioida; Chordodea; Parachordodidae. Gene Ontology annotation, cellular component: elongin complex; nucleus. The coding region runs from base 34 to 1626 and encodes 530 amino acids. The transcript is spliced from 7 exons. Gene Ontology annotation, biological process: transcription elongation by RNA polymerase II.
GGUGAACUCUCAUUUCUUUUCUGAUCUAAGGAGAUGUCAGCAUUAGUUAAUUGGAUCGAAUUUGCCAAACUAUUAUCGCACAAAUUGCAAAAUCAACAAAAUGAUACUUCAAAAAUUCUAUCUAUAUUCCAAAAACUUAAAGCAAUACCAAUGACCUUGGAAAUAUUGAAAGAAACCAAAAUUGGUAAGAUUGUUAACACUUUUAGAAAGCAUCCUGAUGCGAAAAUAAGCACUUUAGCAAAAGAAAUUGUUGCUGAUUGGAAAUUGAUAGCUUCAUCUUAUUCUAAUCAAGUAAAGAAGACAGAAAAAUCACCAGAAAAGUUUGCAAAAUUAGUUAAAAAUAACAAAAAUUAUAUUGAUGAUGAUAAUGUAAAAUUUAUUGAAAGCCAAAAUAAAUUUAAUUUAGAAGAAAAUUUUAAUGAUGCACUAAACAAUCGUAAUAUUCAUAAUAAAAGUGACAAAUUAUUACAUUCAAAUAAAGGAUCUACAAAGCAUGUUCAAAGUAAUGCUUAUAUAUCAUCCGCCAAUAAAAUUUACAACAUUUCGCAUACUAGUAUCAACGAAAAGCAUACCAAUUCUUUACCAUUGCAAUCGCCCACUUGCCAUCACAUUUCGCGGGAAACCAGUAAUACCUCUUCUGAUUACGAAAACGAUUAUUCCGUCCACAUUGAUAACAACGUUCCACUUUCCGAUCAAAUUUACGAACCUACUCCAAUCAAUACUCCAAACAUUUGCUAUAAAAAAGAAUCCAUAAAUAAAAAUAAUGCAUUUUCGGAGGAUUUCUUCUUGCAAAAAAGCAAAACUAGAACGCAAGUAUAUUCCGGGAGGAAAGAAAAUUUGAGGUCAGGAGGAAAAGGGGGUCAAAGAGUUCCUUCCUUGCUUAAAACGUGCACAACAGUUCUGCUGGAUAAUAUCGAUUCCAUAGAAUGUAUCGGUUCCGUCCCUUAUCAUUUAAUAUCUCCUGUUUUGGUUAAAUGCACUCCAUCUCAACUUUUCAAUUUGGAACAUUUUAAUCCGAAAUUAUUGAACGAUACGGACACUUACUGGGAAAAGCAUUGUUCACGCGAGUUCAAGGUCUCUUACUCCCGGAGAUGCUCUUUCCUCAAAAAUCAUCAUCUCGAUAAAAUCGGCAAAAAUGGAUGUUUAGACGACGAGAGUUUUGACGAAUACGACACCUGGCGAGAUUUCUAUCUAUCCCAAUUGGAUGCCAGAGAAAGCAGGCUCAAGAAGAUAACGGCCAACAUAUCGGCCGGCAUUAAAAAAUCGACUCCCGGGCCUAGAGUUAAAUUAGCUUUCAUGUCGGGCACGGCGAAGCCCCCCAGAAACGUGAUUCGCAAACAACAGAUGUUUGGGCUUGUCUUGGGGAAUCAAAAUAAUGGAAAAACCAAGGCAUUCAACGAUUCCAUUAAUACUAAUAACGCUUCUAUCUCACUCACUUCAAAAUACUACUCGAACGAUAUGGAUAUUACUUCAUCACUUGCAGGCAACAGCUCAAGGAUUAGCAAUCUAGAAGUCGAUCCUGAAAGAUACAAGGGACCUAAAGCCCUACCGAUUUCCAUCAAAAGAGCAGCACCAAUGAUGGAUAAGUCGUUAAAAUUAUUUAAAAGCUUCAAAAUGCGGAGAUAAUAUUAUUGAAGAUGGAAAUGCUUAUAUAGUUACAUAUAUGAUUGUUUCAUAUUUUUUUAAUCAUAAAUUCUAUAAAAAAUUAUUGUAUUUAAAUUAUAAGGGUAACUAAUUUAUGCUUGCA